Brettanomyces nanus is the source of this 777-nucleotide messenger RNA. RefSeq lists its product as uncharacterized. The transcript has a single exon. The record is from RefSeq and is a predicted model, not a curated record. NCBI's taxonomy places the organism in Eukaryota, Fungi, Ascomycota, Pichiomycetes, Pichiales, Pichiaceae. Gene Ontology annotation, cellular component: nucleus; cytosol. Bases 1 to 777 code for a protein of 258 amino acids.
AUGCAUUGCAUUGCAGUACUAGUAUUAGAUACCCCAGCACCUGGUCUCUCCAAUAAGUAUGGAGAUUUUGGAGACCAGGGUAUUGAAAUGAUGAAAGAAUCAUCUCUGGCAGAUGAUUAUCAGUUUGAUAAAUUCACCACGAUUGGAGAUUUCCAAGUCCCCAGCCUGGAAGAUCUCAGGGCAGGAAAAUACGAUGCCUUGUACUUGUCAGGCUCACGAUGUGACUCGUUUGAUGACUCAAAGGUCUGGAUCUGUCAGUUAGUACAGUAUCUGAAGCAGAUCUUAGAUCUUCAGAAAGAAGAUAAAGACUUUCAGGUGAAAUUAAUAGGAGUCUGCUUUGGUCAUCAGAUCAUUGCCCGAGCUGCCGGACUGCCGGUUGGUCGGAACCCUAAAGGGUGGGAAGUUGGAUUGACUCAAGUGAUGUUCAAUGAUGAAUUUCACAAAACUAUCCAAACAGCCGAGAAUCACUUUCAUGUGGUGGAGAUGCAUCAGGAUACUGUCUUGAUAGACAGGCAGUCUCUAUUACCGGAACAGUGGGUCAUCGUGGGAUCUACCAACAAAUGUUUUUGCCAGGGAUUGUACUGGAGUGAUCAUGUGCUAACUUUCCAGGGCCAUCCGGAAUUUACCACGGAUUACUCGAACAGAUUGAUUGAGUCAAGGGACCGGGACGGAGGGUUGCCGAAAGAGGUUUGUCAAGAAGCGAUGCAGAGAAAUAGACAACUUACCAACGAUUCAUUGAUGUUAUCGAGUAUAAUCAUGAGAUUUAUAAGUAAUUAG